AUGGCUUCUAUGGCAGAUGUUCUGCCGCUUAUUGAAUUCUUCGAGUUGUUGUACUGGACCUUCGACGGUAAAUGCCUCGUGUCCAUCCUUUCCCUCUCUUGGACAAGCAUGCGCACUCAGGCCAGCUCUUCCACCCGACCUACUGACCCCAACUUAUCUUCCUCUCUACCCCUCCAGUUUGUCGUCUUUCUUUCACUGACUCCACCAUUUUCAUCUCUGAGCAGCGUUCAUGUCUACUACCUCUGUGUAUUUGUCCCCAACCACCCCCACCCCCUCAGUCCCUAA
Molecule: messenger RNA, 285 nt
Organism: Mesocestoides corti
Lineage: Eukaryota; Metazoa; Platyhelminthes; Cestoda; Cyclophyllidea; Mesocestoididae
Source: the annotation of a GenBank genome assembly